Chenopodium quinoa (quinoa) is the source of this 957-nucleotide messenger RNA. RefSeq lists its product as uncharacterized. The coding region runs from base 1 to 957 and encodes 318 amino acids. The transcript has a single exon. Lineage: Eukaryota; Viridiplantae; Streptophyta; Magnoliopsida; Caryophyllales; Amaranthaceae. The record is from RefSeq and is a predicted model, not a curated record. Gene Ontology annotation, molecular function: catalytic activity.
AUGAAAGUUGCUGCCUGGAACUGUAGGGGUCUUGGACAAGAGGACUCCCCUAAAUUUCCGUAUCUAAGCUCUUUAGUCCGCUCCCAUCACUUGGAUGUGGUGUUUUUGAUGGAAACAAUGGUUUCUGUGGAUAAUGUUGUGCUCAGUUUAGCAUCUAUUCCUUUUUUGGGUUGUUGUGGUGUAGAUGCUGUAGGAUUAAGUGGUGGUUUGUUCAUUUUUUGGCUUUCUCCUUUUAGUGUAGUUCCAGUGUUUAUAUCUCCAAACUUUGUAGUUUGUAAAAUAGAGGUUGGUGAUGUGAUAAAAUUUGUGAUCUUUGUGUACGGGGCACCUCAUAUAGCAGAUAGAUCAGAUGUGUGGUCGUCUAUUGCUAGAUUUGUCCAAACUUACCCGAACAUUUUGUUGAUUGGUGAUUUUAACCAAGUCGAGUAUCUAUCGGAUAAAAUAGGAGGGUCUUCACUUAUUCCAGGACGUUUGGAUUUUAUUCAAUGGCGGUUGAAUUUGGGGUUAGUGAAUGUUCCUUUUUCUGGACCUUCUUAUACUUGGACAAACAAUAGAAUAGAGGUGGACCCGACUUUUGAAAGAUUAAAUAAGGCAUAUGCAACUCAGGAUUGGUUUAUUGAUUAUCCGGACUCCAUUGUUCAUCAUCAACCGAUUCUAUUUUCGGAUCACGCAGCUAUUAUCUUUUCAGACUCGUUACCUCAAGAUUCUGUUCGGCGACCUUAUAGAAUCGAAAACUGGUGCUUAUCUGCUCAGGAUACUUCUAGGAUUAUUAAGGACGGCUGUCUUUUAAAAUUUACAGGCUCUCCGUGUUUUACCUUAUCUCGCAGGCUUGCUGUUAUUCACGGGCGACUUAAAGACUGGUGCCUUAGCCACAGGAAAUCUUGGGGUAUAAACUGGAAAGCUUUAUGUUCUGAUUUGUCUUCUUCUUCUACUCAAUUACAAUCCCCAGUGGCGUGA